Procambarus clarkii (red swamp crayfish) is the source of this 897-nucleotide messenger RNA. RefSeq lists its product as uncharacterized. Lineage: Eukaryota; Metazoa; Arthropoda; Malacostraca; Decapoda; Cambaridae. The record is from RefSeq and is a predicted model, not a curated record.
AUGUACAGCUUACAGAAGUCACAUGUACAGCUUGUAGAAGUCACAUAUACAGCUUACAGAAGUCACAUGUACAGCUUGCAGAAGUCACAUGUACAGCUUGUAGAAGUCACAUGUGCAGCAUACAGAAGUCACAUGUACAGCUUACAGAAGUCACAUGUACAGCUUACAGAAGUCACAUGUACAGCUUGUAGAAGUCACAUAUACAGCUUACAGAAGUCACAUGUACAGCUUGCAGAAGUCACAUGUACAGCUUGUAGAAGUCACAUGUGCAGCAUACAGAAGUCACAUGUACAGCUUACAGAAGUCACAUGUGCAGCUUGCAGAAGUCACAUGUACAGCUUACAGAAGUCACAUGUACAGCUUGCAGAAGUCACAUGUACAGCUUGCAGAAGUCACAUGUACAGCUUACAGAAGUCACAUGUACAGCUUACAGAAGUCACAUGUACAGCUUACAGAAGUCACAUGUACAGCUUGCAGAAGUCACAUGUACAGCUUACAGAAGUCACAUGUACAGCUUACAGACGUCAUAUGUACAGCUUACAGAAGUCACAUGUACAGCUUGCAGAAGUCACAUGUACAGCUUGCAGAAGUCACAUGUACAGCUUGCAGAAGUCACAUGUACAGCUUGCAGAAGUCACAUGUACAGCUUACAGAAGUCACAUGUACAGCUUGCAGAAGUCACAUGUACAGCUUACAGAAGUCACAUGUACAGCUUGCAGAAGUCACAUGUACAGCUUACAGAAGUCACAUGUACAGCUUGCAGAAGUCACAUGUACAGCUUACAGAAGUCACAUGUACAGCUUGCAGAAGUCACAUGUGCAGCAUACAGAAGUCACAUGUGCAAAUUUGCAAAAUUCAGAUGGUUCUCAGAUCAUCUUGAGGUAUUCCGUAGGCUGA